GACGUGGAGCUGCGAGUGUACGGCACCAAUUUCUCCUGGACGGCGGUCCCAAACUGCAUGAACAUCUCCGGGCACUUGUGCGACCUCACGUACUACACCCUGGACCCGGAGCAGCGCUACUAUGCCCACGUCAGAGCCGUUUCUGGAAACCGCACGUCCUCGUGGAGCAGGACCAACUCUUUCUCCCCAAAAGAAGCCAGCCUGCGGCUCUCGGGGCAGAGCCUCUCCGUGACGGGCAACACCAUCCACGUGAAGCUGCAGCUGCUCCUGAAAGCCGGCAACCUCACCGUUAAAUACGAAGACAUACAAAAGCACGCGCGGCGCUACAAGACGUACAUCAGGAGGGCGCAGGACAAUCGGACG
Molecule: messenger RNA, 363 nt
Organism: Struthio camelus australis
Lineage: Eukaryota; Metazoa; Chordata; Aves; Struthioniformes; Struthionidae
Source: RefSeq, a predicted model, not a curated record